GCCAGGAUAAGCCACUCAGAGUGAACCUGCACCAGCCGGUGGGGAUGCAGCUCUCUUCAGCCUGAAGGUGGGUCGGGAGGGUCCAGGCAAGCUGGGUCAGGCCAGCGGCAGCCGGGACGUGACUGCAGGGUGGCAGGAACAGCAGCCAUUGGGCAUCUGAAGGACGACGGGCCCCCUCAAAGGAACACCAGCCACUCAGCCACUCAGGACUGUGAGACUGAUUAGUGUUUGUCAAGGGUCAGAGACACAUCUGUGAAGGGCACGGAGCUAGGAAGUGACUUGCAGGAGGCCCACUGAUGUGAGGACUGUCUUGGUCGGAGGACGCUGACUUAAGCUCCUGCUGGGCACCGAGACCACCCGCCACCAGAAGCAUCUGACCCACUCCACUGAAUCAACCAGGCCUCCUAGAGUGAGAAGACCUAACCAAGGCAGGCAGAUGGCUUCAACUGGCCUUGAACUCCUGGGCAUGACCCUGGCUGUGCUGGGCUGGCUGGGGACCCUGGUGUCCUGUGCCCUGCCCCUGUGGAAAGUGACUGCCUUCAUUGGCAACAGCAUCGUAGUGGCCCAGGUGGUGUGGGAGGGGCUGUGGAUGUCCUGUGUGGUGCAGAGCACAGGCCAGAUGCAGUGCAAGGUGUACGACUCGCUACUGGCGCUGCCCCAGGAUCUGCAGGCAGCCCGAGCCCUCUGCAUCAUCGCCCUUCUGCUGGCUCUGCUUGGCCUCCUGGUGGCCAUCACAGGCGCCCAGUGCACAACCUGCGUGGAGGAUGAAGGUGCCAAGGCCCGCAUCGUGCUCACAGCGGGAGUCAUCCUCCUUCUCUCGGGCAUCCUGGUGCUCAUCCCCGUCUGCUGGACCGCGCAUGCCAUCAUCCAGGACUUCUACAACCCCCUGGUGGCAGAGGCCCUCAAGCGGGAGCUGGGAGCCUCCCUCUAUGUGGGCUGGGCAGCGGCUGCCCUGCUCAUGCUGGGAGGGGGCCUCCUGUGCUGCACCUGUCCCCCGCCCCAGAUCGACCGGCCCCACGGACCAAGACUGGGCUACUCCAUCCCCUCUCGCUCUGGUGCAUCUGGGCUGGACAAAAGGGACUAUGUAUGAGGUGGAGAAUAUCCCUGGAAGCCUGCUGCUUAGAACCUUGACCUUUUGCUGGGUGCCUAAUCCUUGCCUGGUACUGUCCACCCCUCCCCUAGCUGAAACCCACUUUCCAGAUGCUCAAGCCAGGCCUGGCUGCAAGGCUAGUCUCAGCGGGCCUGGCUGAGUCUAGACCC
Messenger RNA from Vicugna pacos (alpaca), 1260 nucleotides. RefSeq names its product claudin 9 (gene CLDN9). The record is from RefSeq and is a predicted model, not a curated record. Gene Ontology annotation, cellular component: bicellular tight junction; membrane. Gene Ontology annotation, molecular function: structural molecule activity. Lineage: Eukaryota; Metazoa; Chordata; Mammalia; Artiodactyla; Camelidae.